UUUUGUCCACCCAGAUACCAAAAAAACCCUGUUUCAUCCUCACCGUGUGGAGUCUCUCUGCCAGGCAGCAUCAUGGAUAUGAGUAACGUCUCAUCCAAAUACAAUGACAUCAUCACCAAAAGUCUUCUGAUCUCUUCAGGAUCUCCUGCCGUCUACCAGCUGACAACACAGAAGGAGAAAUUUGGAACUCUGACAAGAAAAUCUGUUGGUGAGAGAAACCUGAACCAGACAAACAAAACCGUCUUACUUGUAGGUGAAACAGGAGCAGGAAAAUCUACUCUGAUCAACGCUCUGUUCAACUACGCCAUGGGAGUGAAGUUUGAAGACAACAUCUGGUUUGAGAUCGUAGAGAGAAGUCAGUCAGAGGGUCAGACAGAUGAGGAUGAGGAGGAAGGUCAGUGUGACAGUCAGACAUCUGAUGUGAUCGUGUACCAGAUCUUUGGUUUCGAAGGUAAAACUCUGCCCUUCUCUCUGACCGUCAUCGAUACUCCUGGAUACGGAGACACCAGAGGGAUCGAACACGAUGUCGUCAUCAGUCAAAGAUUGUUUGACUUGUUUCGUUCAGAAGACGGAGUUCAUGAACUCGAUGCGGUGGGUCUGGUGCUGAAGGCGAGCGAGAAUCGACUGAGUGACCGUCUGAAGUACGUCUUUGAUUCAGUGAAGUCUCUGUUCGGGAAAGACAUCGAGAAGAAGAUCGUCGCUCUCAUCACAAACUCGAAUGGAAUAACACCUCAAGAUGCUCUGAAAGCUCUUAAAGUCGCGAGCAUUAAAUGUGCCAGAAAUGAGAGUGAACAGCCCAUCUACUUCCUGUUCGAUAACUGCCAGAACAAACAGAGAACAGAGGAAGAUGAGCUCGCUUUAGAGUACACGUGGAAGGUAACGGAGAGAGGAAUGGCUCGAUUCACAGACUUCCUGAAAAGAUCUACACCACAGAUGCUGAUAACGACAGUCGAAGUGUUGAGAGCACGCAUCAGACUGACGGCCUGCAUCAACAACCUGCAGGACAGAAUCCAGCUGAUUGAACUAAAACAUAACGAGAUCCAACAGACCGAAGACAUCCUGGAGAAAUAUGAACUACAGAUGAAGUACAAUAAGAAUUUCACUAUAGAAUACGACGAGGCCUACAAAGAGAAAGAAACUAUCAAGGGCGGGAAGUGGCUCUGGAUUUUUUACGCAGCAGCUGUCACCUGUAACGUCUGUGAAGAGAACUGUCACUAUCCUGGAUGCACAAUGGCCUGGAGUCCUAAAAGCUGUGAGGUCAUGAAACGUGGUCACUGCACUUCGUGUACCAGGAAGUGUCCUGUAACAGAUCAUGUGAAAGAACUGUGGAUAUAUGUGAACAAGACCAGGAAAGUUAAAAAGACCUUGGUGGAGUUGAUGCAGAAAUAUGAAGGAAAGCAAAAGGAGCGCAAAGACCUGUUGUCAUCUCUGAAAACAGUGAAAGAAAAGCUUCACAAAGAGAAGAAUGUUUUGCUGGAUGAGGCCUACCAACAUGUUAUCAGACUGGAGCAGAUCGCCCUGAACGUUAACUCGCUGUCCACUCAUGUUCACCUGGACUUCCUGAUUGAGAAGAUGAAGGAGAGAGGAGACAAAGAGAAGUGGAAGCAGUUGGAGGGGAUGAAAAACCGAGAGGAUGAAUUAUUCACAGCAGCGCUGCGGUACAUAUCAAAGACUUCAGUAAACAAGAAACAAGAACAGGAGUUCUGGUUCCAGUAGUUGCAGUAGAGGAUUAGAGAAACCUGGUUCAGAUUUCUCUGCCAUGUAUGUGAGAAACAAAGUUAUUAAUCAGCUUUAAAACGAGUUCACAUGUGCAGGACAGAAGACUACAGAUGAGGAAAGUAACAGCAGAGCAGCAUCCAUCAAAAGUCUGAUUGAAACUGAAACUGAAAGAAAGUCUCCUGUAGCAUCUAACGAAGUCAGUUCACUUAAAGUUUAUCAAACAUGAUUGAUUUUCUCAUUUGAAUCCGUUUGUUCAGACGAUGUUACAGAACGUAGAGAGAUGAGAACUCCAGCCCAAGAGGUGGUAAUGUUAGUUUUCUUAAUAAAAAGAGAGAAGCAUUUUGGAUUUUCUAUUUCCAAAGUUUAUCUCUGGGGGGCAUGAAUGAAGUAGUAGAAUGUAGAAUGUAGUGGGUUUUUAAUACCUAUUUAUGUGGUUUUGUAGUGUUUUUUAUGAUGGAAUUUUUUAAUGAUG
Molecule: messenger RNA, 2191 nt
Organism: Thunnus maccoyii (southern bluefin tuna)
Lineage: Eukaryota; Metazoa; Chordata; Actinopteri; Scombriformes; Scombridae
Exons: 3
Coding region: 73-1716 (547 amino acids)
Molecular function (GO): GTP binding
Source: RefSeq, a predicted model, not a curated record